CAUUUUGACCGAUUGCCAUACUUUCAGUUAGGAAAGUAAAAUAUAUAUAUAUAUUAAAAUUAAUUUUAGAAGAUAAUAGAACUUAAAUUUUAAUUAUAAUUUUACAACUAGGUAUACACGAUGCCAGAAUAUCUCAGGAAACGUUUCGGAGGCCAAAGAAUCAGGAUAUAUUUAUCAGUUCUCGCUCUUCUCUUAUACGUAUUUACUAAAAUUUCGGCUGAUUUAUACGCUGGAGCCAUAUUCAUCAAUCAGUCGAUUAAGCUGGAGUUAUACAGUUCAGUUCUAACCUUAUUAGUAAUAUCGGCGCUGUUUACCAUAUCCGGAGGUUUAACGGCGGUUAUGUGGACAGAUUCGGCUCAGACUGUGUUAAUGCUCAUAGGUGCCUUCGUUUUAAUGAUACUGAGUUUUAUUAGAGUCGGAGGUUACACCGAAUUACUCGAGAAAUUUGCUAUGGCUCAACCCAAUGAUAGUUAUAUAGGGUAUGGCAUAGAUAAUAAGUCUUGCAGUUUGCCACCCGACAAUUACAAGCAUCUUUUAAGAAGCGCGAGCGAUCCAGAAUUACCUUGGACCGGAAUUACCUUUGGCUUGACAAUAUCAGCAGUCUGNAAAUAA
Messenger RNA from Centruroides sculpturatus (bark scorpion), 612 nucleotides. Its product is annotated as sodium/glucose cotransporter 1-like. The transcript has 4 exons. The coding region runs from base 121 to 612 and encodes 163 amino acids. NCBI's taxonomy places the organism in Eukaryota, Metazoa, Arthropoda, Arachnida, Scorpiones, Buthidae. Gene Ontology annotation, molecular function: D-glucose:sodium symporter activity. Gene Ontology annotation, biological process: transmembrane transport. The record is from RefSeq and is a predicted model, not a curated record. Gene Ontology annotation, cellular component: plasma membrane.